AAGUGGUUGCCAUCAGCCAUGGCUCCAAAAAAGAAGCCAAACAAAGGAGGCAAGGAGAUGCAGGGCAAGAAGAUAGGGGGCAAGAAGGAUGCCAGUGGGACCAAGACUCCAGAGUUGGCCAUGGUGGAGGAGCUGAAGGAAUUCUACCACAAACAGAUCCAAGACCUGGAGGACAGGCUGGCCCGGUAUCAGCGGAAAUGGGAUGAACUGGCUGUGCGGGAGAAGCUGUUCCAUCAGGAGUUCGAGCAGCUGGCCAACAACAAGAAGGAGAUUGUGGCCUUCCUCAAGCGCACGCUGAACCAGAAGGUGGAUGAGAUCACAGACCUUAAUGACCAGCUGCAGAGCCUGGAGGUGGCCAAGGAUAUGGAGAAGGACGCGUUCGAGGCCCAACUGGCCCAGGUGCGCCAUGAAUUCCAGGAAAUCAAGGACCAGCUCACCACAGAGAACAUCGCCCUCGGGAUCAAGCUGAGUUCCCUGGAAGAAUUCCGGCUGCAGAAAGAGGAGCUCACGGAGAAGUACUUGGCACUGGAGGAGCAGCUCCAUAGGCAGGAGGGCGAGUACAAGGAAUACGUGUACAACCUGGAGAAGAAGUCUGUGCUGGACAAGGACAGGCUGAGGAAAGAGAUUAUCCAGCGUGUGAACCUGGUGGCCACAGAGUUCCGAAAGAUGGCCACCAACCAGAUGUGGGAGACGACCAGGCGGGCCAUCCUAGAGAACAACAGCGUGACUCUGCAGCUAAACAAGGUGUCCAAGCAUGGUGUGCAGCUGCUGCAGGAGAAUGAGCAGCUCAAGGGCACCCAGAACAAGCUGUGCCAACAGCUGGAGAUGCUGGAGAACACCCAAGAGAUCAUGGCCAGAAAGAACAUAGGGCAUAAGAAGAUUAUCCUCAUGCUGACCGAGAAGUGCCGCCAACAGAGAAAGGGCACAGAGGAGACGGAGCAACUGCGCCUCCUGCUGUCCCAACUGGAGCAGAACUUCCAGAAUGUGCAGAGGGACAACCAGACCCUGAGGAGUGAGAAAGACCAGCUGGAAGCGCAACUGAAGGAGAAGCAGGCAGAGGCAAAUCGGCUACAGGAGGAGCUGACCAAGGAACAGAAAAUUCGGGCAAACCUUAAAACAGUCCUGAUCCAGGCGACCUCCAUGCUACAGGACAUUGUGCACAUGCAAACAGAGGCGGAGGACGGCGACUUUGAUGUGGUGUUCCAACUGCAGCGCAAGGAGCUGCUGCAGCAACUGCUGGUAUUGCUCAGCUCAGGGGUGGUUUUGAAAACACAGCCGGACAUGGGUUCCCACCAGGACAAGCAGCCCCAGGGCCUAUCCAAAGAAAGCCAACGCAUCACCCAGACAUCCAAGGAAGGGGCUGUUUCUCUGCUGCAGCAGCUCUCGACCAUCACAACCUAUAAGCCAGGGGAUCUUGGGCUGGUGCCUCGACGUCCGGUCCGCAUCCCACUCAAACCCCAGGAUCUCAGGCCCCUCUCCUAUAUCACCCGAAUGGGGAUCUGCCAGAACACGAAUGAGAUCUACCCAUCUGGAGCUCUCAAAAGGUUCAGAAAGUUUACCCUUCCUAGACCUUUCCUACACCGCAAAUAGCGAACGGGGAGACCAAGCUGCUGCAGAAACAGACUGAUGUGGCCACAGUCCCUCCUUGAAUCUGCAAGUAGCCUGGGGAAACCCA
This is a messenger RNA of Mus musculus (house mouse), 1675 nucleotides long. It is a transcript of the gene Cfap157, whose product is annotated as cilia and flagella associated protein 157. The transcript is spliced from 9 exons. Gene Ontology annotation, cellular component: cilium. The record is from RefSeq and is marked provisional. NCBI's taxonomy places the organism in Eukaryota, Metazoa, Chordata, Mammalia, Rodentia, Muridae. The coding region runs from base 19 to 1590 and encodes 523 amino acids.